AUGAUAUGGCCCACCCCAGUGAUAUAUUUGAAUAGUUAUUAUCUGCCGCCGGUGUUCAAUGUAUUAUUCGGUCAGGUGCUCGGUUGGUUCGCCGGCAUCAUGGCCGGUUUAUCGCAAUUGUUGCUCACUAGCAAUCGAGCAUUCGCCGUAUACUUUCCCGGACAUUUCUCGAAACACUAUAAGCAUAAUCCGACAAAUAUAGCAAUUUGUGUUGUAGUUGCAAUUGCUACCUUAAUUGGAGUUGGCGGAAAUAAAGACGGUUGCCAUUUUCUCUUCCGACUUGAGCUUCUCUCAUGGGCUCCAGAAGAUUUUCCGUGCGCCAGGACCCUUUCCAACAUUUUCGUCUAUGUCGUUCUUUUUGUUUCAUUCAUCUCGAAUAUGCUCAAUAUUGCGACGUUGAUGAAAUUGAUAACAGAUUCCGCUCGCCUCAGUUUAAGUCGAGUUGAGCACAAUCGUCGAAGCUCGCGACGUCGUGUCAUGUUCAUUCAAAACGUUUUUCAAGAAUUCCUGAUGCUUAUUGAUAAUUUGAAUCGAACACUGGUUUUUCGUCUCUUCGACGCUUAUUGGUUUCAAUUUUGCUGCUCUUGCAUAUCAAUGGUGCUCACGAGAUUCUUAGAAGGUCUUGUGAUGGUUUUCGUCAACGAUCGUAUGCGCGUACCGGCCAAACGACUUCUAAGAAUUCAGCGAGCCAAAAGUGCGAACAUUACGACUAUGCAGAAACUUUCAACGCUUUUCCGUUUCGGAUCGAGACUCACCGAAACCGCCGCAAGAUUCCAGAAGCCAUCAAUGAUGAAUUUCGCGCAAGCGGCGAGAUACAGUUCCGGCUACAUUUUCGACGUCGACACCGCCGAGGAUUUCAGCGAAAAAGUCAUCAAUUCCGAUGUUCCAGUGAUAGCCGAUUUUCAUGCCGAAUGGUGCGGGCCAUGCCAGGCACUUGGUCCGAGGCUCGAGGAAAAGAUAAACGGUCGAAACGGUCAAGUUCUUCUCGCCAAAAUCAACGUCGACAAUGCCGGAGAGAUCGCGAUGGAUUAUGGAAUCACCGCGGUUCCAACGAUUUUCGCUUUUAAGAACGGCGAGAAAAUUGGCGGCUUCAGCGGUGUGCUCGACGACGAACAACUCGAUGAGUUCCUCGAUCAAGUCACCGCCUAA
Messenger RNA from Caenorhabditis bovis, 1149 nucleotides. NCBI's taxonomy places the organism in Eukaryota, Metazoa, Nematoda, Chromadorea, Rhabditida, Rhabditidae. The record is from the annotation of a GenBank genome assembly.